Molecule: messenger RNA, 600 nt
Organism: Tachysurus fulvidraco (yellow catfish)
Lineage: Eukaryota; Metazoa; Chordata; Actinopteri; Siluriformes; Bagridae
Gene: cmc2
Product: C-x(9)-C motif containing 2
Exons: 5
Coding region: 336-572 (78 amino acids)
Cellular component (GO): mitochondrion
Source: RefSeq, a predicted model, not a curated record
UGUAUUUAACGUUUACUUUAAGGGUUAAUGGUGUUGCCAGUUACCGGGGUGAAAGUUCAGCUCUCCUGCAUGGUGGAGUCUCAUAUACGACAUCAUAUCGACACUUUAAUGGCGUUUUUAAUAUAAAAGAGAGUUCAAAAUCCACCGAAAAACCAAAGACAGCCUUCGCUGAGAUUCCCAAACCCUGCUCCGGCGUGACAAUGUUCCUGUGCACAAAGCACCAGAGCUACAUGGUGUGGACGUGAAGGUCGAAGUGAGACAACUCGAGUGUCCUGCAUAGAGGAGUCCAACAUCAGUCUGAUCUCACUAAUAUUCUGGUUCUUCUUCAGCUCAGGAUGCACUCGGACCUUUCUCCACAUCUGCACACGGAUGAGUGCAACGAAAUGAUUUCGCUGCUCAAAAAGUGUCACAAAGAGCACAAUGUCCUGCGCUUCUUUGGAACGUGUAACGAUGUGGAUCGAUCCAUGAGGCAGUGUCUUAGGAAAGAGUAUCAUGCAAAGCGAGAGCGCAGCAAAGCUCACGCUGAGGAGAUGAGACAGCGGCUCAAGGAAGGACCUAAAGCUCACCCCUGAGGUGGAAAUGAAUAAAAUAGAAAAAGGA